AGAGGGCAAGAAGGGCAAGAAGAAGGUCGACAAGAAGGAAUUGCUGAUCUCCGUCGAGAGGCGAGGGGUCAAGAAAAACACAAAGAAGGCCAAGGAGGAGCUCUUUAAGCAAAAGUCAACUAUCUUAGGAGAGAAAGGCCUUCUUCUGCCUUCUCUGAAACAUUCCGGCCCCAAGUUUGAGGAGGAAAACGAGGAUCAGAUCGUGGAGGAAAAUCUGAAGCGCUUUCAAAGUUUGAGCCAAAUUGCAGCCCUCGAUUUGAAGACGGCGGAUAAGAUUUUGGAAAGAACCACCCGAAGCACCAAACGCAGGGUGAAAUUAGCUGAAUCCGAAAAACCGGACACCUCGUCCACAAUCUUCACGGAGGCGGACUUUGCGAAAUUCGCCAAGAACUACGUCCCGGACGCCUGAAUUAAUGGUGGCGACCCGCACCAUUGGCCAGCUGAUCCUCCUUAUCUCCAGCGUCCUCCUCAUCUACUACACCCUGUGGGUCGUCGGCCUCCCCUUCGCAGGGCCCGACGACUUCUUCACCCGACUCUUCCCCAACCCCCGCUACGCCCUGGUCAUCCCCGCCUACUGCGGCCUCGCCUUCAUCUCCAGCCUGACCGCCUUCACCGUCUACUGCAUCCACUAUGCCUACUGAAGGGUGGCUGGUCAUCGGGGUGUCCGGUGUGACCUGCGGAGGCAAGAGUUUGAUGGCCAGAAAACUGCACUCGCUGUUCCCAGGGUCCACAUACCUGGGCCUCGACCGCUACUUCCGAGACUUGUCCGACCCAAACCACCAAAAGGCUCCAGGCCUGGACCACUUCAACUGGGAAGUCCCGACGGCUCUCAAUUUCGAGGCCUGGAGGAAAAGUGUUCAGCACAUCCUCGCCGGCACCUCGGACGAUUACGUCCCGUGUCUGAGCUGCCCUGAUGACGAAAAACUGCCGGCCAAGGUCAAUUCCUUCCAACCGACCCUCCAAGUGCCUCAAGUUUCUCACAAAAUUCUGAUCCUCGACGGUUUUUUGGUUUUCAACGACCGCUGGACGUCCGACUUGUGCGACCUCAAAUUUUAUUUAACCCUGACCAAAGAGCAGUGCCUCGAGAGACGGGACAUGAGAAAUUAUGACCCGCCAGAUGUUCCGGGAUAUUUCGAAGCCUGCGUUUGGCCCGAACAUGUCAAUAUGAAAAAACAGGCCAUGGAGUUGAACCCUGAUUUGGUUGUGUUGGACGGAUACGACAGACAGGAAAACAGUUUGGACAAAAUGCUUCAGAUCAUUUCCGAAUUCAGCAAGAAACAAUAAGUUAAGUACAUUUUUGGUGCUUAAAAUUAAUGGUGCUAAUUUAUGCUUAGUAAAUAAAUAUAAAUAUGGAGAAUGUAAUAAAAUAAAAAAUUAUUAUUAAA
This is a messenger RNA of Neocloeon triangulifer, 1385 nucleotides long. Its product is annotated as nicotinamide riboside kinase 1. The record is from RefSeq and is a predicted model, not a curated record. Gene Ontology annotation, cellular component: cytoplasm. Gene Ontology annotation, molecular function: kinase activity; ATP binding. The transcript is spliced from 3 exons. The coding region runs from base 631 to 1284 and encodes 217 amino acids. Lineage: Eukaryota; Metazoa; Arthropoda; Insecta; Ephemeroptera; Baetidae.